Molecule: messenger RNA, 457 nt
Organism: Engraulis encrasicolus (European anchovy)
Lineage: Eukaryota; Metazoa; Chordata; Actinopteri; Clupeiformes; Engraulidae
Product: histone H2A-like
Exons: 1
Coding region: 31-408 (125 amino acids)
Biological process (GO): heterochromatin formation
Cellular component (GO): nucleosome; chromatin
Molecular function (GO): protein heterodimerization activity; DNA binding; structural constituent of chromatin
Source: RefSeq, a predicted model, not a curated record
GCUUCUGUAACAUACUGACAGGAAAUCAACAUGAGUGGACGUGGUAAAACCGGCGGGAAGGCGAGAGCUAAGGCCAAGACUCGUUCAUCCAGGGCUGGACUCCAGUUCCCCGUAGGCCGUGUACACAGGCUGCUCCGCAAGGGCAACUACGGCGAGCGUGUUGGAGCCGGUGCUCCCGUGUACUUGGCUGCCGUGCUGGAGUAUCUCACCGCUGAGAUCCUGGAGUUGGCCGGCAACGCUGCCCGCGACAACAAGAAGACUCGCAUCAUCCCCCGCCAUCUGCAGCUGGCUGUCCGCAACGACGAGGAGCUGAACAAACUGCUCGGCGGAGUGACCAUCGCCCAGGGAGGCGUGCUGCCCAACAUCCAGGCUGUGCUGCUGCCCAAGAAGACCGAGAAGGCCAAAUAAACGCCCUGGUUUACACGACUACAAACGGCUCUUUUAAGAGCCACCCAAA